CUGGAAUAAGCUAGUCUUGCAAUAUAAAUGUCGAGAAGCUAAAAUUAGUUUAAGUAGUACUCCGUAUUAAUUAACCACACUAUCGAAUUGAAGUUGAAAAUUAGACCAUCAGGGAGGACGACGACGACGUGUGGCAUGGCGGCGGCGGCGGCGGCGUAUGGAGGAACGACGCAGAAGUGCAUGGCGUGUGAGAAGACGGUGUACGUGGUGGACAGGUUAACUGCUGACAACAGAGUUUACCACCAGUCUUGUUUCAGAUGCCACCACUGCAAUGCCACUCUCAAGCUAGGGAACUACAACUCAUUUGAGGGAGUGCUCUAUUGCAGACCACACUUUGAUCAGCUCUUCAAAACAACUGGCAGUUUGGACAAAAGCUUCCAAGGGAUACCAAAGAUUGUGAAACUAGAGAAAGCAUAUGCACCAUCACAGGUGAGGGUGAACGGGAAUGGAUACCAUGCACAGGAGGUGCUUCAUCAAGUGCAGCCAUGGGGGUUAGUUGCGUGAUAAGUCCAUCAAACUACAUUGCCCACGAGGGACGCCUCUACUGCAAGCACCACCAUCUUCAGCUCAUCAAACUUAAGGGCAACUACUUGACAACCCAAUUGGAACCUACUCCUCCCGGGGACGACGAAACCAAUUCUAGCUAGCUUAUAAUAAGCUAAGGGAUGAAUUCGAUCUAUUGAUUAUUUCAUUCGCUGCAUUGUUUGCAUGCC
Cuscuta campestris is the source of this 713-nucleotide messenger RNA. The record is from the annotation of a GenBank genome assembly. NCBI's taxonomy places the organism in Eukaryota, Viridiplantae, Streptophyta, Magnoliopsida, Solanales, Convolvulaceae.